This is a messenger RNA of Xenopus laevis (African clawed frog), 2296 nucleotides long. It is a transcript of the gene asf1b.L, whose product is annotated as anti-silencing function 1B histone chaperone L homeolog. The record is from RefSeq and is marked provisional. Gene Ontology annotation, molecular function: histone binding. Gene Ontology annotation, cellular component: chromatin; nucleus. NCBI's taxonomy places the organism in Eukaryota, Metazoa, Chordata, Amphibia, Anura, Pipidae. Gene Ontology annotation, biological process: DNA replication-dependent chromatin assembly; chromatin organization.
GCGGGAAAGAAGGAGCGGGGUGUGUGUGAGAGAGCUGCACCGAGUGUUAGCGCACCAACGGGGGAUACCGGACAAGGAGGAGAGACGGAAAAAGCCUUAGUGACAGAACUUCACUGGUAUUUACGGCUUGAGAGGCAUCAUGGCAAAAGUACAGAUCCUCAACAUGGUGGUGUUGGAUAACCCCUGCCCCUUCCACAACCCUUUCCAAUUUGAAAUUACCUUUGAAUGUAUAGAGGACCUGCCAGAUGAUCUGGAAUGGAAGAUAAUCUAUGUGGGAUCUGCUGAGAGCGAAGAAUAUGAUCAAACGCUGGAUUCUGUCCUGGUGGGGCCUGUCCCUGCUGGGCGCCACAUGUUUGUCUUUCAAGCAGAUGCUCCGAAUUGCAGCCUUAUCCCAGAGUCAGACGCUGUAGGAGUGACUGUAGUGUUGAUUACCUGCACAUACCGUGGUCAGGAGUUCAUCAGAGUUGGAUAUUAUGUAAACAAUGAGUACUCUGACCCAGAACUGCGGGAGAACCCACCUCUCAAAGCACAUUUUGGACAGCUUCAAAGAAAUAUCCUGGCAUCAAAUCCUCGUGUCACCCGCUUCCACAUCAACUGGGAAUGCACAAGCGAGGCAAAGAUGGAAGAUAUUGAGAAUGUGGACCCCGCCUCUAAUACCAUGUUGCCCCCUAACUGUGCCCCAUCGAAGGGUCUCGCAGCUGCACUUAACACUCUCCCAGAGAAUUCCAUGGACUGUAUGUGAUCUCGGCAAUAGAGGGGCAUUAUGAGUGGCAGCAGGGAAACUGCCAAGAACUCUCUAGCACGACAGUCUCGGGGCUCCUGGCUUCUACAAUCACUGCCAGCUUACACUUCUGCACAGUCUCUCCUGUGUCUCGCUUGCUGGUAGUUCCACACGCCAAUUAGAAGGAUUUUUCUCUACACAAAACCAGUCUUCCUGUGUUAACCAGACACCUCCUGCCUUUCCACAUCACUAUUGUGUUUCGCCUGACAACUUUAAAAUUUUUUUUUUUAUUUCCAAUACUCCCAGGGCCUUUCCAUUUAAACUUUCUUAGCAGACUUCAUUCUGUCAAACAUCUUUCUUUGUCUUUCCUUUUUUUUUUCCUGUAAAAAUAAGGCCUUGAUCUGCAUAUAAUGGCCCUGGAGUUCUAUUAGUAACCGUUUAUAGCUUCCAUGUCUACCUAUUGUCUGUCACAUUUUUGCCACCUAUACUGAGGGAUGUCGGUACAUUGUGUGGAAAGACCUCAUUCCCUGCAGUUAAAUCUCACUGCAGUCUGGUGCUAAUUGGUCAUACUGUCUCUUACCUUGGCUAAACAUGGGCUUUGUGAGUGAUCACUGUUAAAGGGGAACUAUCGCGAAAAUGGAAAUGUAAUAUAAGCUUCCUCAUACUGAAAUAAGAAACUUUCUAAAUACAAUCAAUUAAAUAUUCCGCAUUGUUUCUGAAAUAAUAAAGUUUAUCUUCGCUAUUCGGCAUCUGUUUCUCUUCAAUCUGUGUACAUACAGCAGUUGGGUGUCAGAUAUUCAUUGACAGUUAGAUCCAAUAUAUCUUAUAGGAGGGCUUCUUUCCUAGCAGAUGUAUUAGAGCUCACUCAAAUAACUGAUUCCAGUAUAAACAAAAUCUAACAAAAUAACUGCCUAUUCCACAAAUCCUGCAUGUAGAGACAUGAUGUCUGGUGAUUUUUAUAGAGUGAGCUCUAAUACAUCUUCUAGGCAAUAGAAGAGAAACAUGCUCAGAGAGGGACCGUGAACAUAAACUUGAUUAUUUCAGAUACAAUGCAGAAUUUUUAAUUGAUUGUAUUUAGAAAGUGUCUUAAUUAUGCUUAUUUUUGUGAUGGUUCCCCUUUAUCUUGUUGGAAGCCAGUGUAUUGCCUGUUGUGUUUAGGUAAUGCAUAUAUCUAAUAGCACAAUUGUCUUGCAUUCAGCAUGCUAGGAUCCUCUCUCUACCACACAUACAUGUGCAGGGUUGGUGUAGUGUUUUCCAGGAAAUAUCAAACUUGUCUGUGGAUACGGCACCUUCUGCAACAGACUUUUUCUUUUCUAAAUGUUACAGACUGUUGCUCUUCAGCUGCAAAAAAUCACCAUCUCAAGGUCCUUGAGAUAUUUGGAGAUCCCCAGAGGGGCAGUAAAUGACUCCUCCCAAACUCCAGGAGCCUAUCUUGUUUUGUAUUUUUGUUUGGCCGCCUUAACUGGCUGUUAAUGGUUGAUGACCAUUCAUUUAUGUGUGUUUUUUUUAAGAAAAAAUUAUAUAUGUGAGUAGGAAUUUGCUUAAAUAAAAGCACUUAGAGCAAACUACUGUCAA